Carassius auratus (goldfish) is the source of this 1867-nucleotide messenger RNA. RefSeq names its product transmembrane protein 106C. Bases 358 to 1188 code for a protein of 276 amino acids. The record is from RefSeq and is a predicted model, not a curated record. The transcript has 8 exons. NCBI's taxonomy places the organism in Eukaryota, Metazoa, Chordata, Actinopteri, Cypriniformes, Cyprinidae.
AGAGCUUCGUUACCGUUAGCGACGCUACUACCCUUUAUUGUGUGUUUGUUAAGUAGCCGAACUUAUUUUCCGAUUGUGACACGCCGGUGGUGUGAUUAUGAUCCCUUACGCAGGUGAUCUCCUCGGCGGCAGAUGGCAGUAGAGAGUCGAUGUACUGACACUGACUGCAGACAAAGACAGAGAGAGAGACACACACAAACAACAUACGACCAUAGACAGUAAACGACCCACCGAGAGCAGUCACACCGAGCAGCUCUGAUAUCUCUCUCUCUCUCUCUCUCUCUCUCUGUGUGUGUGUGUGUGUGCCUGCACAGAUUAAAGUCACUGGUAUCCUGCCGGAGCUGGUCUGUGCUUCUCAUGGGUGCAUCUGUGUGCCGGGCCGGCCGCUCGCUCCUGUCCCGUCACGGCAGGGCCGGUCACAAGGGCUCUCUGAUGGGGGGGGAUGACUCUCUGGACGGUCUGGACAGACAGGAGGACAUCGCCCAGUUCCCGUACGUGGAGUUCACGGGCCAAGACAGCAUCACCUGUCCGACCUGCCAGGGGUCCGGACGCAUCCCCUCAGGGCAGAUGAAUGAGUUAGUGGCUCUGAUCCCCUACAGCGAUCAAAGGUUACAGCCGAGGAGAACGAAGUUGUAUGUGGUGCUGUCAGUGAUUUUGUGUCUGCUGGCGUCGUCUUUGGUGGCGUUCUUCCUGUUUCCACGUCCUGUGCUGGUUGUUGAUGAUGGCAUUCGCUCUGUGACCGUGCACUUUGACCGUAACAACAGCAAAGUGAUCAUCAACAUGACGAGCUCUCUGAACUUCACCAACUCUAAUUUCUUCACGGUGUUGGUGGACAGCGUGAGCUGCCAGGUGCUCUACAUGAAGACGGUCAUCGGCUCUCGACAGCUGGACAACAUCAUCCACAUCCAGCCUCUCAGCCAGAGACAGGUCAACUUCACCGUCAGUAUGGAGAUCGGAGGAAGUCUCUCUUACGUUUAUGCCUUUUGCACCAUGGCAAGCAUCAAGGUCCACAACAUUGUGGUGUUUCUCCAGACCUCUGUGAAAACCUCCUACAUGGUGCGGGCGGCACAGAACACGCUGGAAGCGUACCGCUACAUCGACUGUGGCGCCAACUCCACCAUCCACCAGCCGUCAGGACUGGUGUGGUCUAAACCUCACCUCCCUCCGGACGGGAAACGGCUCCGGUGAAGCAUCGGCCGGCGGACGCUCUGAAACCACGUGGCAUUUCAUCAGUUUGACUGCAGAUUUUGUGCUGCACUGAAUCUAAACUCAUUGAACAGAGCAGCUGUGACGUGAGAUUGUGUGAUAACUACUAAUUGAAAAACAAAGUCUUAAGCUGUAAUGUUAAUCUAUAGUCUAAUAAGGGUGUUAUAUAAUUCUGCAGUGAUUGAUAAAAAAGGAGAUGUCAUUCAUGGGUUGGCAAUGAUGAGGUGCACUUUGAUGUGUGAAGCUGUUCUGUGAAAUAUUUUGUACAUUUUUGAUUAAGUCUUAUGCAAAGACCAAGAGUCAGAUCAAGUGACAUGCAUGUGUGUAUGUUCUCACGGGGUUUGGUUUGUUGUGAAGUGAAAACUGUUCAGACUGCAGUGUGGUACUGAGAAUGAGGGAACGGUUACAAAACAGCAGUUUGCUUCUGUGAUGCCACGAAAACUGAGGACAUCAGAUGUACAAUAGCAGGAUGUUUUGUUCUCACUCAAACAUUGUUUUUACCACUAGAAUCAGCUUACUGGUUUAAAAAAAAGGUACAAAAGCUAUUCUUGGGUUGGUAUCCUUUCAAAAUGUACUAAUAUAGGGACUAAUGUGUACAUGUUUGGUGCUAAUGUACCGACAUGCAUGUUUUACAGGUAAAAGAGAUGCAAAGGUGUUCUUU